This is a messenger RNA of Ilex paraguariensis (yerba mate), 846 nucleotides long. The record is from the annotation of a GenBank genome assembly. Lineage: Eukaryota; Viridiplantae; Streptophyta; Magnoliopsida; Aquifoliales; Aquifoliaceae.
AUGGUGAAAAUGCUUGGGCUUAAAAGCUUAAGGCCUUUAUUGUUUGAUAUUCUGUGGGUGUAUGAAGGUGUGACUGAUGAUCCUUAUGGCGAAUUCUUUAUUGCUGAGAAUAAAUCUCUCCAAAAGGAGAGUCUAUCUCAAGAUUAUGACGCGAAGUAUUGGCGGCAACGUUACAGCCUUAAGGAUGAUAUUCCUAGCUUCCUUUCGGAUGCAGCUGAAACAAUUUUGACCACAGGAAAAUAUUUGAAUGUCAUGAGAGAAUGUGGGCACAAUAUUCAGGUUCCCAUGUCAGAAAAUUCAAAAUUAAUGAGCUUUGGAUCAAAUCACCAUUACCUUGAAUGCAUCAAGGCUGCUUAUGAAUUUGCCAGUGGUGAGCUCUUAAAUCUCAUCAAGGAAAAGUAUGAUCUAAUGGGAAAGUUGCGGUCUAUCAAGCACUAUCUUCUUCUUGAUCAGGGCGAUUUCUUGGUUCACUUUAUGGACAUAGCGCAAGAUGAACUUGCAAAAAAACCAGAUGAGAUAUCUGUGGAGAAACUGCAGUCUCUCCUGGACCUUGCGUUGCGGACUACAGCAGCAGCAGCAGAUCCUUGUCCUGAGGACUUGACAUGUUGCGUGGAAAGAACUACAUUGCUUAAAAGGUUGAGCACACUCAAAGAUCUUGAAACUGGAGAGACAGUUUCUGAUGGUAAUGAUUUAGAGGAACCAGUGAGCAUUACUGGCCUGGAAACAUUUGCUUUGAGUUAUAAGGUCUGUUCUUCUUCAUGGCAUGCCUAUUUUCUUUUCUACCUCAUUUUGUCCUUGUCGUUUUUAGUGCCUAUAUUUUACAUAGGCGAUCCCAAACUUAGAUAA